Molecule: messenger RNA, 3526 nt
Organism: Ylistrum balloti
Lineage: Eukaryota; Metazoa; Mollusca; Bivalvia; Pectinida; Pectinidae
Product: kelch-like protein 24
Exons: 2
Coding region: 99-1877 (592 amino acids)
Molecular function (GO): protein binding
Source: RefSeq, a predicted model, not a curated record
UCUAUCAACAUGACACGCUAACGAGGAACACCAGCAUGUCCUUUUCUCGUCGAAUACACGGUUGACAUCACUGGUACUUGUAUCAACCAUCAAGAAAAAUGGAAAAAUCUGAUUCAAUGAGCAGCUUAACAGCAUCUGACACUUCCAUCAAUUAUGCCAGUGAUGAACAUUCGGGAAGUCUCAUUAGUAACUUUGAAUCAUUCCGGACUGAGGGUGGAUACAGUGAUAUCAACAUCCGAGUGGAUGGACAGGAAUUCCCAUGUCAUCGUGUCAUUCUUGCAGCAGGAUCUUCCUACUUCAAGUGCAUGUUCUCGUCGGGCAUGGAAGAAUCCUUUAAAAACACAAUAGAUUUAAAACAAAUUGAUGCUGAUGUAUUUGAAAAUCUUUUGCAUUUUAUCUAUACGGGGCGAGUACAGAUUACUGUAGGCAUUGUGGAAGAACUGUUUCGCCAAGCUUACUUGUUCCAAGUUACACCCCUUGUUGAUCUGUGUCUCAAGUUUUUCAAAGAGAAUAUCAAUGAGACAAACUGUUUGGCAGCCUUGACCUUGGGUGAUAGCCACGCUCACCAGCCACUCUAUCAGUUCGCCAAGGAAUAUGCUUGUCACCAUUUCAAGAGUAUCAGACAAGAUGAAGAUUUCACCAAGUUGUCAAUAGAAUGUGUUGUGGACCUGCUUAGUGACAGGCGACUUGAGUGUACAUCUGAGGAUGAAGUAUUUGAAAGUUCAAUAAAAUGGCUGGAUUAUGAACAAGACAAUGACAAUAGAAAAUCAUUCCGCUUUAAAAUAUUGGAAUGUAUCAAAUUUCCGUUACUCAGUCAACUUUUUCUCAUUGACGUGGUUAGUAAGUCAGCACAUGUGACACAGGAUGAGCGAGGGAUGGAGCUGUAUAAUCAAGCCAUAACAUACCACAAUAUCCAUUCCAGACGAAGUAUGCUUCCUUCCUACCAGAUCACUCCCCGCAUUUCAUCCCCCUUGUAUGAGACGGCUGUACUUCUGGGUGGUCGCCUGUCUGAUGGUCUGAGCAAUGAAGUAGAAAGCUAUCAUGCAGAUACCAAACAUUUCACUACACUGAAACAACUGCCCUUCAAGAAGAGGAAUGAAUUUGCAGUAUGUGCAUUUGCUGAUAAUAUAUAUGUAUCUGGUGGCUUGCGAAGUCAGGAGUUUUGGAAAUAUGACAGUGUGUUUGAGACAUGGAUCCGUGGUUCCAAUAUGAUGCAUGCUAGGCGCCGACAUGCUAUGACUGUGGUUGAUGACUGCAUUUAUGUGCUCGGUGGAUUUGAUGAGUACAACGUGCUUGGUUCCAUAGAAAUGUGGAAAAGUCUGAAUAACUCCUGGUCUGAAAUUGGUAGCCUUGUCCACCCAGUAGAGAAUAUGGGUUAUGUGUCAUACAAUAAGAAAAUCUACCUGUUUGGAGGCAAAAACAGCGAUGAGAUUGUGACAGAUGUUGUUCAGUGUUUUGAUACCAUCUCAAACACGACAACUUUACUGACCCGCACACUGCCAGCUUGUGACAUGUGCCUAAAUGGGGCCACCUUAGAUGGACAGAUUUAUGUGGUGGGACUGGAGGGCUGCUUUAGAUAUACACCAGAUUCGGACACCUGGGAUGUGUUGCCUGAUCUGAGCUGUGCAAGAGACUUUGUGAGUUUAGCUGUUCUGGAUGAGAAGUUGUAUGCAUUUGGAGGGAGAAGACGUGGGGCAAAGGACAACUUGUACACGGACAUCAUUGAGUGUUUUGACCCUGUAAAGAACACUUGGGAGAUAUGCGGGAAUACCCCCAUCCCCAUGUACUCUUACGGUUGUGUUCGCAUCAUGCUACAUAAGAAAAAGGAACCAGAGAGUAGCAUGAGUCAGGUGGUUCCACACCCAAUACAGAACUAAUCACAUUGUACUUUUACCUGUAAGUACAACAAACAUUUGAUAAAGACAAGGCAUUUUCCUUGUACAAGAUUCUUUUACAUCUUUAAAGACAUGGAAAGGAGACAUAUGUGGACUGUCCGUAGUCACCAUGAAAUAAUUAUGAAAAUGUUUUUAGAACAAAGUAAAAAGUUUGUAUUUCUUCUCACAGUAAAACAUGGUUGUAAUUUGUACAUUGUAGCACAUGUAUUUAGAUGCCAUAAAACAUUUGAUUGAUUCGGAUCAUGAUGAGAGAUUUUACUCAUGCUACAGAGGAGAGUAGAAAUGAUGAAGUAAAGUACUAUAUGAAUCUUAGCAAUAAUCUGACAUCAAAUGUAAAUGAAAAAAAUCACAUUUACUAUAUGACCAGGUAGUUUUAGCCAUGUCAUACUUUUAUCAUUGAAGACCAUGGAGUUGAAAAUAGAAAAUGUAACUGUUUCUCAUAUUUUGCAAGUUGAUCAUACUUGCCAUGUAUUUAUGUAUAAAAAAUUAGGCACUGGUGAAAUAUGAAAGAUGUCACGAAGUAUAUAGUGUAAUUAGGAUUCAUAUAUGUGGUUGCUCUGACUUGCCUACAAUUCCUUCUAUAUCAGGUUAGUCAUGAUGAGGACUGAAGAAUAAUGACCAUUACAAAUCACCCUUGGUUCCCUCAUCAGAUCUCCUUGUUGUCACUAAUUUGAUACAAACGUGUUAGUCUGAAGAUUGUGGAUGUUUAUGGGCAGUGCAAUCACUAUUGGCUAGUUUAUAUUGGUGGUGAUAUUUUACUAAAUGUCAUGUUAUCUACUAUAAAAACAUUUAUUUUCUUUUGCUCAAAUUUUGUGGUUUUAUGAAAUUUGCAUUUUCAUUGGCUCUUGAUUAUGUGGAUAGGUCUUGCUCACAACCUUCACUAGUUAUUUAAUCCCUGCUAGGUUUAAUCAUGCUUAUCCUUUAAUGGACAUUUAAAUUCAUGGAUGAACAGUAUCCACAGGUUAAAAAAAAUAAAAUCACCACGAAAAUUAAUUAUUUUACAUGAAUUAAAAUUUAUAAACUAAACUAAAAAAACUUUCAAACUGUAGCCGAGAAUAAAAGCGAUAUUAACAUUUUUUUCUGCAACAAACAAUGAUAACAAGAAAAUGAUUAAUUUCUUACCAUUCUUUAGGUAAAAGAUAUUUUGAAAAUAAUCUUGAUACUUUAUUUUGUCUUUACAAAAAGCAUGUGUUAUUGGUCAUAAAAAUGGGCAUAGUUACAAUGCUACUUGUGAAAGUAGUGCAGGCAUAUUUCACACCUUUUUAAGGUUUUUGGUCAAUUGUUUAUUGUGGUAGUGAGAUACCAUUUAUUGAUGUUAUAUAUGAUGUGUUCAUGUUAGUGACUCUUUACAAUAAUAAAGUAAAAUGUAUUUAUAAUUUGUAAAGGUGGAUGGAAAAACUUUUGUGCAAUACUGCUAUGAGGAACAUUAUAUACAGACAACUUUCAUAGAUCAAGCUUUUUACCUGUGGUGUAAGCAUUAAAUAUUAGCAGAAAUUUUAUUAUUCAAGAUGACUACACUGUGUUCUGGAAUAGAAAUGUUUCUAAUUUUGUAUAAGUUAUGAUUAUUUUGUUGUUGGCUUUAACAUGUUACAAUAACAUAUGUGUUUAUAUUAAACAAUAGUUAUAACCUC